Messenger RNA from Vicia villosa (hairy vetch), 662 nucleotides. RefSeq names its product ribose-phosphate pyrophosphokinase 1-like. The transcript has 3 exons. Gene Ontology annotation, biological process: purine nucleotide biosynthetic process; 5-phosphoribose 1-diphosphate biosynthetic process. Gene Ontology annotation, molecular function: magnesium ion binding; ribose phosphate diphosphokinase activity. Gene Ontology annotation, cellular component: ribose phosphate diphosphokinase complex; cytoplasm. The record is from RefSeq and is a predicted model, not a curated record. NCBI's taxonomy places the organism in Eukaryota, Viridiplantae, Streptophyta, Magnoliopsida, Fabales, Fabaceae. Bases 207 to 662 code for a protein of 151 amino acids.
UUCUAACGGACAUUGAAUGAGUUUUAAGAAGGAAGUCUAGGGUUCAAACCCUGGAAACUAACAUAACUACUAACUUAAUAAAAUUUUCAUAUCCAAAAGAAAGCUUCAUUGUUUUGUAUUGUAUAUAAGAAGCACCAUUGUCUUCUGUGGAACCUGUAUUGGCUGUUGCGCCUGUGCACACAAACUGUUAUACUCAAUAGCUGAUCAUGUCCACUCUACUUCAAUCCUCUUUCAUUUCUUCAUCUUCCAUCUCUCCGAUCACUCCCCGUCUCGCUCGCAUCUCCCUCCGUAACGCCGUCAGAUGCAAUAAUGCCGUAGUCUUUUUGAACUCGGCGAACGGAAUUCCAUAUCGUUCCGCUGAACUUUCAGCUAACGGUUCAACUUCCAUUCCGAGUUUUCUCGUGGCGCCUAACACUCGUAUCCAUGAUCUCGUUAACAUAAAUCGUCUUCGCAUAUUCUCCGGUACCGCCAAUCCCGCACUCGCUCAGGAAAUUGCAUGCUAUAUGGGCCCGGAUUUGGGAAAAAUUAAGAUAAAGCGUUUUGCUGAUGGUGAAAUAUAUGUCCAACUGCAAGAGAGUGUCAGAGGGUGUGAUGUGUUUCUUGUGCAGCCCACAUGUCCCCCUGCGAAUGAGAAUCUUAUGGAGCUUCUAGUAAUGAUAUAG